AUGGCGAACCAGCAACCUGCUCGCCCCUGGUUUCGGGCCGCUUCUCUCGCUCGACCUGCCCAGCCACCACCUCAGCCCACGGCUCCGGCGGCCGAGGUCACCGCUCCACCGCAACCACGUCCGUUCCGGACUCUCUCUACGGUGGCUCCUCCCGCUGCGAACCCACCUCCGGUAACCCGCCCGACUGGUCCGCCUGCAUUGCAGCCAACUGCGGCUGCGGCGCAAUCUGCAAGACCAACCAACGGCGGCGAUUCUGUUCAGGCUUCCCCUGCUGUUCGCACGGAUAGCAUUGCUGCUUCUUCCCUCCCGUCCUCUCCCAAACCUGCAAUUACGCCCGCUCCUACUUCUUCUCUUCCAUCUUCCCCUGUCCGUAAACCGGCAGCUGUUUCCUCCUCUGUCCCUGGCUCUCCAGUUCAGGCCCGAAAGAUCUUUUCAGUCACUAAUUCUCCGGUGAGAAACCCUGUUCCAACCGUAUCUUCGGUUCCGAAUUCUCCCAAACUAGGACCACCGGCAGCUCCACCGGCGACCAAAUCUGUCCCGGAGCCGCCUCCAAGAUCCGUCAAUCCGGCAGCCGAAACCCCACCUCAAUCACCCAAGAGAAACCCCACUGCCCCACCUCCAUCGCCUCUGACCCUGCCGCCGUCUCAGUUGAAAUCGGCACCUGAACCUCACUUUUCCCCUGAGGCAGAGCAGAAGACCGUGGUGCUCCAGAAGACGGCGGAGAGCCAAUCCGCCACGAAGAAGUUCUGGUCCGGCUGGAGCGGAUCUGAGGGCGGCGCCGGGAAUCCUCUGAUGGGUCUUCGACCAAAGGAGGAGAAUCACAAGGCGAAGAAGAAUCCGUCCGAUUUCGAAGACAAGGGGACCAAGAUCAUCACCAUCGCCGGAGAAAACAGGGGAGCCCUGAUGGAACUGUUCCGUUCUCCCCGGAAAUCGGGGAAUCCGUUGUUUCCGGGGAACCCUCGUUACCUCCACAGGAGCCCCGGAACCAGCUCCGGCAGCAGCAGCGGGGAAGACGGAGAGGGGAAGAAGAACAAGGCCGAGAGGAGAGGCGGAUCGGGAACAGGGAAAGGAGCGAAGCCGAUGAGCGCAGUCAUGAACAGUAACGUCCAGGGGAUCAACAACUCGAUCAUGUUCAAUUCCUCCUGCAGCCACAACGAUCCAGGCGUCCACGUGUCGCUCUCCAGAAAUCCCUCCGACGGCGGCGGUGGAUUGCAUCACGGGAAGGACCACCGCAGCAAUGGGUAUCAAAGUUAG
Messenger RNA from Linum tenue, 1254 nucleotides. Lineage: Eukaryota; Viridiplantae; Streptophyta; Magnoliopsida; Malpighiales; Linaceae. The record is from the annotation of a GenBank genome assembly.